UACUUCCGUGUUCUGACAACCUUGGUGUUUGUGGCCGUUCCGUGAGGAGAGUGGGAGAGAGUGUGGAAUCUGUUGUAACUUCAUUGGUUGAGUCACAGUUAUUCAGUUGGACGCCCUGACUCAUAAGAGUCUAUGGAGAAAACAAGUGCAAUGUGCAUGCAGGGCUUCCAUAGCGUCGCCAUAAAGAAUAAACUCAGUGACUGAGCAGGCAAAGUCAUCCAAAAUAUCACAUGACUGACAACAAUCGCAGCCUCCAGCUGGAAGGAAGGUGCCACUUGUCAUGGUGAGAUUGCUGAGACCUUGUUGCAGAUUACUGCUGCCCAAUCUGUCCUGCAGAUCCCAUCAUAAUGACUCGGCCAAAGGAAAACGCCUCCUGCUUUCUCGGCUAUACCAGCCUAGGAAUAUUUGGGAAGAACAAUCCUCUCACCUGGAAUCCAAAUCCAACGAGCGUACCAGUAAAAGCCAUAAACUGAUGAUCAGGGCAGGUCUAAUUCAGUCUUCCAGCCCUGGAUGUUUUCACUUUCUUCCUUACACUGUGCGCUCAAUUGAGAAGCUUAUUCGACUCAUUGAUAAAGAGAUGCAUGGUAUUGGGGGCCAGAAGGUUGACUUGACCAGCUUGCACCCAGCAGAUCUCUGGAGACAGAGCGGACGCUGGGAUCUUAUGGGUAAAGAACUCUUCCGUCUGGUGGACAGACACAACCAAGACUACUGUCUGGGGCCCACUCAUGAAGAGGUGGUUACUCACCUCGUCUCCUCGGGGGGAAGCAUCUAUCACAAGCAACUUCCAUUAUUACUCUAUCAGAUAACACGCAAAUUCAGAGAUGAACCGAGGCCUUGCUUUGGUUUGAUUCGUAGCAGAGAAUUCUAUAUGAAGGACAUGUAUACAUUUGAUGCAACGGAGGAAGCAGCAUUUCAAACGUAUAAUGAAGUGUGCCAAGCUUACUCCAACAUUUUCAGUGCCCUCGGUCUGAAUUUUGUAAAAGUCCAAGCGGAUACAGGGAAUAUCGGGGGCAAGAUCUCACAUGAGUUUCAGCUGCCUGCUACUAUCGGUGAGGACAGGUUGCUAGUAUGUCAGGGUUGUGGAUUCUCUGCCAAUGUAGAGACCUUACAACCAGGAGAACGGGACUGUCCUUCAUGCAAAGAAAAACUAACAGAGACAAAAGGCAUAGAGAUCGGACACACUUUCUACCUGGGUACUAAGUACUCGCAUAUUUUUAAUGCUACCUGCUAUGAUUCCCAGGCAAAACCUUUUGUAGCAGAAAUGGGAUGUUACGGGAUUGGGGUUUCAAGACUUUUAGCUGCUUCUCUAGAGGUGCUUUCUACUGAGGAUGAUAUUCACUGGCCUGGUCUUAUUGCCCCCUACCAGGUAUGUCUAAUUCCUCCCAAAAAGGGCAGUAAGGAAUCAGAAGCCGCAUUAGUCGCAGAAUCUCUUUACGAUGAAAUCAUACAUUCAGUUUGUGGUCUCAGAGGCGAGAUAGUUUUGGAUGACCGCAAUAAUUUGACUAUUGGAAAAAGGGUGAAAGAAGCCCAAAUGAUGGGCUAUCCGUUUGUUGUUGUGGUGGGAAGGAAGGCUUUAGAAAACCCACCAGUCUUUGAAGUCAGGAGUCAUAACGCAGGUGAGGUGCAGUUCCUAUCUAGAGAAGGACUAAUAGAUUUUUUGAAGACGGUACAAGUCAUAUAGAAUGUCAGUCACACUGGCUUUUUAGUUAUCAACUUGGAAAUAACUCAUUUUUGGUCGAUUUGCAAUGGCCUGAUUUAGUGUAUGAAGCCUAAUCAACCAUACGUGCGAUUCAUAGUCCUGUAUUUUUUAAUAAAAAAGACUCUUCAAACAUAAA
Messenger RNA from Spea bombifrons (plains spadefoot toad), 1835 nucleotides. It is a transcript of the gene PARS2, whose product is annotated as prolyl-tRNA synthetase 2, mitochondrial. The transcript is spliced from 3 exons. Gene Ontology annotation, biological process: prolyl-tRNA aminoacylation. Gene Ontology annotation, molecular function: proline-tRNA ligase activity; ATP binding. Lineage: Eukaryota; Metazoa; Chordata; Amphibia; Anura; Pelobatidae. Gene Ontology annotation, cellular component: mitochondrion; cytoplasm. The record is from RefSeq and is a predicted model, not a curated record. Bases 281 to 1681 code for a protein of 466 amino acids.